GAACUUGUAUUCACAUUUUCAUGAAGCUGGUUAUAGUUUAACAUCAAUUGAAACAGAAAAUUUAGAGAAUAAUGAUCAAUAUGAUAGUGGUUCUAGUGAUUCUGAUGAUUUAAUAUUAGCUAAAAAAGCGAAUAUUAACGUCAUUAAAAUUAAUUCAAACAAAUCAUUUUGA
Messenger RNA from Funneliformis geosporum, 172 nucleotides. Lineage: Eukaryota; Fungi; Glomeromycota; Glomeromycetes; Glomerales; Glomeraceae. The record is from the annotation of a GenBank genome assembly.